AAGAUCUUGAAAAGUGGCUCCAGAAAGCGACGCCAUUUUCACACAUCAUCAAAAAGGUCCAUAAUGGAUACGGCCACGUUCACUUUUUAUCACAAGACGAUGCCGGCGAAUUUUUUCAUUUAUAUCGAGACACAACGAUGGACGGCCCUUUGGGAAUUGAAAUGAUCCGCGCAAAAGAAUCUUAUUAUUAUUAUUUCAAGUCGGACAAGAAAGUUGUAUAUUUCAAAGUGAGUCUUAUGUGGAAUGAGGAUCGAAGCCAGCCUACAACGCCCCAAGCAAUCAAUAACCAGCAAGGCGGCAAGGUCGAUGUUAUGACAAAGUCGAUACAGCCCCACAGCAAGACGAACAGUUUCCCGAAUCCAAACUCAGUACGACCACGCAACAAACCGGUCAAGAACAUGUCAACUGUGGCGAUAAUGAAAGGCAAAUUGAAAGAAAUUAAUGUACUGGGAAGACUGGUUGUGAACCAUCUUUUAUAUCCUGACAAUAAUUCAGCUGAUGUGAGAUUACCACGAAGAAUUGAUGUGGCAGCCAAAGUCAAGGUGGAAAUUGCUCUUGGAAGAAUCACAUUUUCUAUCAGAACUGAAGUUGUCCAAAAGCGAGCUUUAAUUAUUGGUGUGUGUGAUGUCUCGGGUGCUGUGUUGUAA
Paraglomus brasilianum is the source of this 647-nucleotide messenger RNA. NCBI's taxonomy places the organism in Eukaryota, Fungi, Glomeromycota, Glomeromycetes, Paraglomerales, Paraglomeraceae. The record is from the annotation of a GenBank genome assembly.